Molecule: messenger RNA, 4431 nt
Organism: Bombyx mori (domestic silkworm)
Lineage: Eukaryota; Metazoa; Arthropoda; Insecta; Lepidoptera; Bombycidae
Product: voltage-dependent calcium channel subunit alpha-2/delta-3
Exons: 26
Coding region: 308-4240 (1310 amino acids)
Cellular component (GO): voltage-gated calcium channel complex
Molecular function (GO): voltage-gated calcium channel activity
Source: RefSeq, a predicted model, not a curated record
ACAUCAUUAACAGCCAUGCUGUUUUUAUGGGAUUUCUUUUGAUGAAGAUACGCUACACAGUAGACGUCACGAACUAUGAAAAUGGCGUAUAGUAUACGUCCGUUACCUUCGCAAUCGUCGGCGCAACUGGAGGGGUCCGCGGGAAAUUGGUUCAAGGCGCCAGGAUGUCGGGAGCCGUUGGGCGCCAGACAGGGGCGCCCAGGAGGCUGCAGUUGUCCACAGACCGCCCGCCCUAAACCACGCGAAUUUUCAAAACAUUGCAAUGUUACGCGCGAGAAAACAUUGACGAAUUGAAAACAGUAUCAACAUGAAAAUUAAGCUAAUCGUACCGAUUAUACUAACAGCUAUACUCAUUCGAUCAACUGAAUCUGUAAAACAUAAAAAUGUACUUCAAAAUAGAACUGUAGCCGAAGUGAAAAAUAGUCUCGAGAAACACGAGGACGCUUUGUCCGAAGUGCUCAAGCACAAAACCGGAGUUAACCCGAUAAAAAUUACUAAUGUAACUCAAGCGAAAAUUAAGCCUUUCGUCAAGAAAGAAAAAAAGAUUCUAAGAAUGAUUUCAACGAAAUCGAUCGAAAAUUGGGCACAAAGGCUCUCCGAAGUAUUCUUCGAGAUCGAAAGCAAGCUUGUUAAGCGAGAGGAACUAUUGAGCGCAUUUAGCGAUGCUAUGAUGGUAGCUCGCAACGGAACCGCCCUCGUGAACAAGGCUGCAGACGCCUUAGAAGACUUGUUAACAAGAAGAGUCAAAGCCGCCGAAAAUAUAAUGCGCAAAGCUGAAGAAUUAGAUAAGGACGAAACACCUCCGCCUGACAAUUACGUUUUUGACCAUAGCGUGGAUUUAGAUAAAAUCAAGGAGAAGAAGAUACCCAAUCAGAAAGGCUGGUUCAUGCCACAGAACUGUACUAAUUUACAAAAGGUACCCUUGAACGAGAGUAAUCAUUUCGAUGGCAAAGUAUCACUCCAGACGUCCAGCGUUUAUGUUUCGCUUGAAGUUUUUGAAUGCGAUCCUAAGGUUAUGAAACAUAUAUAUUGGACGGAAGGGUUAUUGUCGACAUUCAAAAAGAAUUACGCGCAGGACGCGACCACGGACUUUCAGUAUUUCUGUAGUGCUAAAGGAUUCUUACGACACUACCCAGCUGCUUUAUGGGACGACAUGCACCAGCUCAAGUUGAAUACGGACGACGUGUACGACUGUCGGCUGCGGUCGUGGUACGUGAGCGCCGGCGGAGCGCCCCGUGACGUACUCGUGUUGCUGGACGCCUCGGGCUCCAUGAACGGCUCCUCGAACCAGGUCAUCGCUGAGGAGUUCACUUUGGCUCUGCUCAGCGCUCUCACCGACGACGAUCAAGUGAACGUCUUAUACUUCAAUGAGAAAGUUAAUUCGCUUAUCCAGUGCUUCAAUCAGAAAAUGGUUCCGGCAAACCACGUGAAUUCUGCCGCGAUGAUGGAAGAGCUAAGGGAAUACACGAAAGUAAACGAGACGAAAGUGGACUACGCGCUAAAGUACGCGAUAAAACUGCUACGGAAACAGCGCUUGAUUAGAGACCGACCGAAGUCGUGUCAGCAAGCUAUAGUGCUGCUCACGGACAGCAUGUACGACAAUUACACGGACCUCGUGAGGCAUUUGGACCCCGGGAAUAAUAUCAGACUGUUCGUGUUCUGGCUGCACGACCGGUACGGGCUGCGCGACGACACGCGGCGGCUCGCGGAGUGGCUGAGCUGCGCGCGCGACGGCUACUUCGCCGAGCUCAUCACGCACGCUGACGUCACGGAGCAGGUCAUGAGCGUGCUGCGCGUGCUGGUUCGCCCGCUCGUCGCGCAGCGGGACCACAGGCUGCGGGUCUUCAGCGAUAUAUACGCUCACAUUGAGGACCCGAGACGCAGCGAGUACCACUGGACGCAGAAGGAGAACGCGGAACAACUCUAUCGUUACAAGGAGCUGAGGAAGGACAAACGCAAACUCCUCGACCCGAGGCGAAUGUAUGAAGAUUGGAUGCACCAAUGGAAACUCAACGAAUACGGGCAGUAUUAUGAAGGAGAAGAAUUGAAUUAUCGUUUGGAAAUAAGCGUUUCUGUGCCCGUUUUUGAUGCUACUACGGCAGAGAAUAUUACGAUCCAAUUGAUGGAGGAGAGACAACGGAACUCUACGAGACAGUAUCCAGUAAACCGUCUUCUGGGAGUAGCAGGAGUGGACAUUCCAAUCGACCAUUUGAAGUUGAUUCUGCCGUAUCAUCAGCUAGGUGCGGGCGGCUCAAUCAUACUGGUGGAUCAUCGUGGAAACGUUGUCUUGCACGACAAUUUGAAACCUACAUUCGACGGAGACGUCUUGAGGCCUGGAUACAGGACCGUUGACUUCCUCGACUUGGAACAGCCGGCAGUCAGCCACCUCCCCAGACAAUACUUGCCAGAUUGGCUCAAGUUUCGACGAAAUCUGAUAAUCGAUAAAGAAACUGGCAACAUGACCAUGUACGCGAAAAACAUUUUCGAAGACGGAAUGAGGGCAACGUUGGAAAAUCGGCAAUACUUUUGGAGAAGGGUCCUGGACCACUACACCGUGGUCGUCGCUCUACCGAACCCCGACGCGCACUGGGCCGGGUCCGAGUCCCAGUUCACCAUGAAGCUCGCUGAAGCGGCGUUGAAGUCGCUGUCCCGAACCGACUUCGCCGUGCAGCCAGACUGGCUGUACUGCCGGCACGUGGAGCCCCACUUCGACUCCCGCGAGGCCGAGGUGCUCCACUUCAUCAGGCGGCGGAGCGACGAGCCCAACUUCGCGAUGAAGAAGCUGAAUCAUAUAUUCUCACCCAUCCCACCUUUGUUACUCGAAAAAACAUAUCAAUGUGAUGAAGGUCUAAUGGCGAGGCUGUGCAAGGACGCCAUAGCCACGGACAAGUGGGCCCGGGAGCACGAGCACCCGCACCGGGCCCGGGACUGCUCCACCUGCGAGCUGGGCUCCAUCACCACCUUCUUCGCGAGUGAGAACGGGCUGACCCGAUGGCAGGUGCACCACGCGACCAGCGAGCACGCGGCGCCCGUGGAGGGCAGCGUGUGGGCGCGCGGGCCGCGGGAGGCGUGGUACCGGCGCGCCGCGCACCGCCCCGCCGCGCUGCACGUGCACGCGCCCGCGCGCCGCCCGCAGCUGCGCCGGAACAGCUUCGCGCCGCCCCCGCCGGUGCCUGUCAGCCAACAAUGGCUAACGGCUGCUCGAGCCCUCACCUCCCCGGACAAGGGCAUCAUCGGUGUAACCGGCUUCCACUUCUAUCCGAGCCACCUGGACGAUUUACUCAACAGCAUCACCAAAUUUCCGUGCGCGGAGGAAGAUGAGGAGAGUUGCGAGGUGUCGUGCGACGGCGAGACGUGGAUGUGCGUGGUGGUGGACGAGGCGGGGUGGGUGGUGGCGCCGCGCGGGGGGGCCGGGGUGCACCUGGCCGCGCUGCAUCCGGCAGCGAUGGCGGCGCUGCUCAACGCUUCCGUUUACCAACUCAACUGGCUGCACGACUACCAGAGCGUGUGCUUCACUUCCACAAACAAGUCGAGCGCCGCCUUGAUGGUGCCUUCUAUAUUAAAAUCGUUAUGGCGAUCGAUCGCUUUAGUCCUUCGUGUUGCGCAAGAAUUUAUCGGACUCUUGACGAUUGUGAACGCCGGAGCAGGCGUGGCCGCGGAAACUGUUAAAGAGAAGAUGAAGCGAAGCAACCGAUUGCGCAAGAACUACGAGGCGGACCAGUUCGAGUCGCUUUACGACGACAGAGUCCUGGUCAACAGAACGCGCUUCGCAGCUUGCGACCGCACCCGCCCUCUGUACCAGCUGCAGCACACGCGCGCGGCGGCGGACGCGCUGCGCGGCGGGCCGCACCCGUGCCGCUGGCCGCUGGCGGGCGCGCUGGUGCCGCGCACCAACCUGCUGCUGCUGGCGCUGUACCGCCCGUGCGCGCCGCCCGACCCGCGCCCGCCGCACCCGCAACACAACAGACAGUACUCGGGGGACGUAGACGGGUUGCUGAGCGCGGCAAGCCAACUCGCGUGCUGGCGGAACCGCGAGCCGCUGCACGGGCGACAGUCGCGCACGAGUUGCUUCCCGCACCAGUACGACCAGGAGGAAGGGUACAGGCAGUGCGGGCCGUGGCUUCCAGACUCUGAAAAGAAAGAUAUCUCCAGUCGACACCUUCCAUCGAAGCUAUUUCUUGCUGUAAUAUUCGUACUAAUGUGUAUAAUUAACAGUAAUUAUUUUAAUUGUGCUCAGUAAAAAUCAAAGUUGUGAUGAAUGAAAUGUUUUCAUAGUUCCUGAAGUCACAACUAAACUUGUAUAUUUAAAGCGGAAUUAACGUAGAAAAAUGCUUCGAUGAAUAAGAUCAGUGACACUAAAUAUACAUAAAUUAGUUUGAAUUGCUGUUGGUUUCAUAAAUGGAAAUAAAACUAUAUGAUUUUUUGAUAAAA